Equus caballus (horse) is the source of this 10724-nucleotide messenger RNA. Lineage: Eukaryota; Metazoa; Chordata; Mammalia; Perissodactyla; Equidae. The record is from RefSeq and is a predicted model, not a curated record.
GAGUCGGACGGCCUGAGCGGGCGGCGGGGCGCGGGGGUGGGGCGGAGAGCCCUGGGACGCGACAGCCGAGGGCGCAGCCACAGCCUCAGCCGCCUCCGAGCGGUAGGAGGGAGCAGCCAGCCGCGGCGCCCUGGCGGGCCACUUUCCCGAGACCCUGCUCUUCUCGCCAGGCGGGGAUCUUCCUCCGCGCCCUCCGGGUACCCCCGGUCCAAACCUCUCGCAACGACAUGGAAGAAUUUUUGCAACGCGCCAAGUCUAAACUGAAUCGAAGCAAACGCUUGGAGAGGGUCCAUGUGGUUAUUGGACACAAAUCGUGUGACCUGGAUUCUCUCAUUUCUGCCUUCUCGUAUGCUUACUUUCUGGACAAGGUCAGUCCACCUGGGGUGCUCUGUCUGCCCGUGCUGAACAUACCAAGAACCGAAUUCAACUACUUCACCGAGACAAGGUUUAUUUUAGAAGAGCUGAAUAUCUCUGAAUCGUUCCAUAUCUUCCGAGAUGAAAUUAAUCUGCAUCAGCUAAAUGAUGAAGGGAAGUUAUCUAUAACGCUUGUUGGCAGCAACGUGCUGGCGAGUGAGGACAAAACUUUAGAAUCAGCAGUUGUCAAAGUCAUUAAUCCGAUCGAGCAGAGCGAUGGCGGGCUUGAGUUCCGAGAGUCUUCCUCCUCCCUCGUGGUGAAAGAGAUACUCCAGGAGGCUCCUGAGCUCAUCACCGAGCAGCUGGCUCAUCUCCUCAGAGGUAGCAUCCUUUUCAAGUGGAUGACCAUGGAAACCGAGAAGAUCUCGGAGAAGCAGGAGGAAAUUCUUUCUAUCCUGGAAGAAAAAUUUCCUAGCUUGCCUCCAAGAGAGGACAUCAUCAACGUCCUGCAGGAGACCCAAUUCAGUGCUCAGGGUUUAAGUAUUGAACAGACAAUGCUAAAGGAUCUAAAGAAACUGUCAGAUGGAGAAAUCAAAGUGGCCAUUAGUACCAUGAACGUGACCCUCCAGGACUGUAUGUUUCACAGCAAUAUCUCCAGUGAUUUGAAAACAUUUACAGACAAGUUCGGUUUUGAUGUCCUCAUCCUCUUGGCCAGCUACGUGUCAGAGGAGCAGCAGCCGAGACGGCAGAUUGCUGUGUACUCGGAGAACCCAGAGCUGUGCAGUCAGAUUUGCUGUGAACUGGAAGAGUGCCAGAACCCUUGCCUAGAGCUGGAGCCGUUUGAAUGUGGCUGUGACGAGAUCCUGGUGUACCAGCUGGAGAACCCUUCGGUAACAUGUGAUCAGGUAGUUCUCCUUGUCAAGGAAGUCAUCAAUAGGAGACAUCCAGAGAUGGUCUCCAAUAGCCGGACGUCCUCAACAGAAGCCGUGGCAGGCAGCGCCCCGCUCUCCCAGGGAUCUUCCGGGAUUAUGGAGUUGUAUGGUUCUGACGUAGAGCCACAGCCCAGUUCCGUGAAUUUCAUAGAAAACCCUCCGGAUCUCAACGAUUCUAACCAGGCCCAGGUGGAUGUCAACGUAGACCUUGUUAGCCCAGAUAGCGGGUUAGCCACCAUUAGGAGCAGCCGUUCAUCCAAGGAGAGCUCGGUUUUCCUCAGUGAUGACAGUCCAGUGGGAGAAGGUGCUGGGCCUCACCACAGCCUCCUCCCAGGGUUUGACUCCUAUAGUCCCAUCCCUGAAGGGGCGGUAGUGGAGGAGCAUGCACGGUCUGGAGAACAAGGUGAACACUUUGACCUCUUCAACUUUGAUGCAGCACCCAUGGUUUCUGGGCAGUCCCAACCAUCUUCCCAUUCUGCGGACUAUUCCCCAGCAGAUGACUUCUUUCCCAACAGUGAUUCAUCAGAAGGACAGCUCCCCACAGGGCCUAAAGGUCUCGAUGGGUUAGGGGUGGACAUAUCUAAUUAUUCAUCCAGCUCACUUUUGUCGGUGGCUGGCAAAGAUAGCCUCGUGGAAUUUGAUGAGGAGUUUGUCCAGAGACAAGAAAGUCCUGAGGAUAACUCUGAAAGAAACUUGAGCCUGACAGGUUUUGUGGGAGAUGACUCUCCUUCACCAGAAAGGCUGAAAAAUAUUGGAAAGAGGGCCCCAGCAACACCUAUGAAUAGCUUUGUAGAAAGCUCACCAUCCACAGAAGAACCAACUCUACUCUAUCCAGAAGAUAUGAGCCAAAAAGCAGUUGACGUAGGUCACACAGAGCCACCUCAGACCCGUCCACGGUGCAGCAGCUGGUGGGGUGGUUUGGAAAUUGACUCUAAAAACGUUGCAGAUGCAUGGAGUUCCAGUGAGCAGGAAUCUGUCUUCCAGAGCCCCGAAUCAUGGAAAGAUCAUAAGCCGAGCCCAGUUGAUAGGAGAGCCUCAGAUUCUAUAUUUCAACCAAAGAGUCUCGAAUUUCCAAAGUCAGGUCCCUGGGAGUCAGAAUUUGUUCAGCCUGGGCUGGGCAGCAAUAAUAUUCAAGACCAAAGUGAGGAAAGCUUGAAGUUUCAAAACCUGCCCACUGAGCAAUCCCAUUUGCCAAACACGUCUCCUCAGGGAACAAACCACCUGAUAGAAGACUUCACUGCUUUGUGGCGUUCUGAUCGCUCUCCCACAGCGAUGCCCGAGCCUUGGGGAAAUCCCACGGAUGAUGGCAAACCAGCUGCUGCAGCAGCAUUCCCAACCUGGAGUGCAUUUGGUGAAGAAGACGAUGCCAAAGCUUUGAAAAAUACCUGGAAUCUGCACCCAGCGACUGGUGAGACACCUUCUGUGAGGGACCCAAAUGAGUGGGCCAUGGCAAAGAGUGGGUUUUCUUUUCCUUCAGAAGACCUAGUGGACAAUUCAUCCAAUGAGGCAAAUAAUAUAGCAACUUCAGAGAUCUGGGGCAACAAGAACCCUGACUCCAGAGAUAAUAUUCUUAUAUCUGGAAAUCCUGGAUCUGAUCUGGAUAAUGCAUGGAAUAGUUCUAAGCCAUCAAUGGAAGAUCAGAAUGGUUUAGUGAAUCCAAAAAUUAGGGGAAAUGUACAUGAAAAGGUAGAUUCCUGGAACCUUUUUGAGGACAGUGUCAAGAAAGGAGGGUCAGACAUCGUAGCUCCUUGGGAAGAUUCCUUCUUAUCAUAUAAAUGUUCCGAUUACAGUACAUCCAACAUUGGGGAAGAUUCGGUGCCUUCCCCCUUAGAUACCAAUUACUCCACCUCUGACUCUUACACAUCACCAACAUUUGCUGGAGACGAAAAAGAAGCCGAAAACAAGCCAUAUGCUAAAGAGGGAGGUUUUGAGUCAAAAGAUGCUAAGGCUACUGCAGGGGAGACUGAAAUGCCUCUGCAAUCACCACAGCAGCCACCUAGAGAUCGAGUUAGUUCAGGUCCUGGGAACCUGGAAAUGUGGGCUUCAUCUCAUGCAGAUAAUAGUUCUGAAAUAAAUGCCACUCACAGCCCAGAUAAAGAUUUACUCAACACAGAGCCCACAGAUGAGAAGAACAUCUCCAUGGAGGAUGACAUUGGGGAAAGCAGCCAGUCCAGUUACGACGACCCCAGCAUGAUGCGAUUGUACAAUGAAACAAACCGACAGCUCACACUUUUGCACAGUAGCACCAACUCCCGGCAGGCGGCCCCUGACAAUGUCGACCUGUGGAACAGAGUGAUUCUGGAGGACACUCAGUCCACUGCAACCAUCUCUGAUAUGGAUAAUGAUUUUGACUGGGAUGACUGCAGUGCAGGUGUGGCAAUCCCUGGUGAAGGUCAAGCACAAGGAUAUGUGGCUGAAAUUAUUGAACCCGAAACCCGAUUUUCAGUGAGACAGCUAGAACCAUGGGGUGUAGAAUAUCAGGAAGUAAAUCAGAUAGAUUGGGAAGUCCCUGCCUCUUCUGAGCCCAGCAAGGACACCGCUCCUAACGAAUAUGACAUACUCAACGAGAAAAGUGGACAGCUAAUUGCGAAGAGUAUUUGGGAUUCCGUCAUGAGAGAUAACAACAUGUCAUCGUUAAUAUUACCAGGCCCAUCGUAUAUUACAGAUUCAGAACAAAGCAAAUCACCUCCUGAAACUCCCAGCUCACCAGAAAAAGUUAAGGACAGUCACAUCCCAGAUGUGCUAGAAGGAUCUGGAGCCAGUGAGUCAGGAGCUCUUACGCCAGAUCCUGACAGGCAGGACACAUGCAGAGGAACCCUGCCCAGUGAUACAGCAGCCUUGGCAACCAGGCAUGAGAAUCCAGGGCAUUUGGCACACUCAGACCCAUGGAGAGGUCCAAGCUGUGAACAAAGUGAGAGUGAGAAGGAAGCCCACAGAGCGGCCGAUAAGGAGCACCCUGGCGAGGAGGAGGAGACGGAUAGAGCCUCGGGGAUUUCUGGAAAAGGGCAAGGAGACCAGGAAGGCUCUUCCCCAGUUGCAUCUGAACAUGAAGAAAUCUUUGAGGAAUCAGGCAAAAUGAGUUCUCUUUCAGUCACUUCCAGUCCUCAGACCGAGGAACCCCAAGAAGUUUUAGAGCAUGAGAAGGGGUCUUACAGUCCAGACCCCUGUGAUGUGCAACCAGAGAUGUCCACAAGUCACCUCCAGGCAAGAGAGACCUGCGAAGAGCGCCUCACGGAUCACAGAAAUUCAGGUGAAACUACUGAAAUUUCAGGCAGGCUGAAUUUAACAAAAAGUGUAUCUUUACCUGAAAUGGAUCCUGAGAAAACUAAAGAAGGCAACAUUCUGGAGCCAGAGAGAGUGAACCGAGAGCAACCUCAUGAAUGUCCCCAAAGCCUUGACGUUUGGAAUGGCCCUAUAGACAAUGAUGUGCAGGUCAACUGCACAAAUUCUGAGAUAACUAAGAAUCUUGAAGUUAAGAGUACUGAACACAGCCCUUCAGGAGGCGCUUCAUCAGGAAAUUAUGACGGAGAUAGUAUUUCUAGUGAGUAUACACAUUCCACUGCAUCGAGUCCUGACCUAAAUGAUUCUUCAGCUCCAUUGCCUUCCUGGGACCAUGGACCCAGUACUGGACAUCAGAAGGAAAAUCAAGAUGGUUGGAGUAAACAGAAUCACCAAGAAUCUGAACUGAUUACUACUGAUGACCAAGUAGAAGUAAUUACUGAAAUGAAGGACCUGGAGGAAAACAGAAUGGGCAGCUUUGAAAAGAGCUUAGAUCACAAGGUUCCUAAAUUUUUAGAGAUUUGGAAUGACUCAGUAGAUGGUGAUUCCUUUUCCUCUUUAUCCAGCCCUGAAACAGGCAAAUAUUCUGAAUAUUCAGGUGCCUAUCAGGAAAAAAAUCUAGUGAUUAGCCAUCAGGAGAAAAAUGAACAUGACAUUGCUGAAACUGCGCAGCUGGAGGAUGCCAAGUUCCUUUCGACGAGCUCAGGCUCUGAGGAUGAUACUGCAGGUGAUGAAGAGUCCAUGGGGAAAGAGACCCAUUUGGCCACUUGCCAAGUUGCUGAGCGUGAACCGGGAGCUUGGGAUUCAUUGAACAAAUCUAAUAAGUUCUUGGCCACAGCAGAUCCCAAGUCUGAGGAAUUUUCUGCCUAUGUCGGCAGUUCAGAACCAGCAGAGAAUGAAAAUGAGUCAGACCCACUCCGUGACAAUCAACAAAGCAGUCCUGAUCGCUGGAAUUUCUCGCCACUAAAGGGCACUGAAAUACAGAUUACAGCUGUAGAUAAGGAGACAAAAUCUUCUCCAGAAACAGGGAAGACAGAAGAUAUUGUAUGGCAAAUAUCUCCCAAAACUGAAGCAAAGAAUGAAAAUUUUUCUAAAUUGGAAAUUGUUGGCUUCCCAGCUGACAGCACCGAGUGGUGGAAUGCCUCUUUACAGGAAGGGCGACCUAUUGAAAGUGCAUUUGAAGGGGAAUUCUCUAACUCAGGUGGUGUGGUAGAGACGAAUUCUUCAGUAUACCAAAACGUGGGUCCCUGGGGAGUACCCAUUCAGAGUGAUACUGAAUCUGUGGAAACGCAUUGUACUAAUACUUUCAGUGAUAGACAUCAGUCUCCCUUCCUGGAUAGUAAUAGGGAGAAUUCUCACGAGCAACUUUGGAACAUUCAACCGAGGCAGCCUGACCCAGAAGCCAAUCAGCUUAGCCAGCUUGUAAUACUGGACCAAAUUAAAGAAAAGGAUUCCAGAGAGGAAACCUUCAUGUCUUCUGCUGGUGUCAAACUCACUUCUGAAACACCUACCCAAGAGCAGUGUCAGAAUAUAGUGCUAUCCGUCUGGGAUCAGCCAGACCCAACAUUUGCUCACACAGAUGAAAAUGGAAGUGUUAUGUCUAAUGCUUCAACUAUUGAAUGUCAAGAUACAAGUUGGUGGGAAAAGGAAAAAUCACACCCCAGUGAAAUGACAGAUUCAAGCAUUGCCUCAGACGAUUUCCCUGCCGUCAGUUCCUCCCCUCAGUUGAUAAAGAAGUCAAGCUCUGAAUGGGAUGGCUCUACCCCGACUGAGGGCCCUCAAGGCGACUUUGUUCCAGAUAUUUUACAUGGCAACUUCCAAGAGGGUGGGCAACUGGCCUCAGCUUCGCCUGACUUGUGGAUGGAUACUAAGCAGCCCUUCAGUUUGAAAGCAGAUGGUGAGAAUCCUGAUAUACUGACUCACUGUGACCACGACAGCAACUCUCAAGCUUCCAACAGCCCCGAUAUAUGUCUAGAUUAUGAAGCAAAGCAAGAGACUGAGCAGCACAUUAGUGCUGGGAUAGGACCUGAAGGGGAAGCCAGUGAGGUGUAUCUCACCGAGACAAAGAUGCAUGAAGAGCCCCGUCAGGAGCCUGGGCAGGAAUUUGUCCCCUACAAUUCUGAAAGUACAAUUCCACUGCCUCCGAUCAGUGAUCAAGCAAACACAAGUGACUCAGCUCAGCCUACCUCUCACAAAGGUUCUCCCGAACCUUCUGAAAUAAAUAGUGAAAACAACACAAGUUUAAAAGCAUCAGAAAAAGGAGCCAACCCAGACAUAGCACCAACUUUGCAACCUGUUGACAGAACAAUCCCAAUGAUUGAAAACGUGGGAACCAGUAUAUUUGUAACUCAGCAAGACCCAACUAUGGAUGACAACAGCUCUUGUGUAUCAGAGGACUUUUCUGCCGGAAGUCAGACAGACGCAGGAGCCUUCUUAGACCAUGAGCAACCUUUUGCUACUGAGAAUCCUGCCACAGUUCCUGAUGCUUUGCUAGCCUCAGACACUUGUCUGGAUGUAAGUGAAGCUGCCUUUGACCACAGCUGCAGCGAUGCUUCAGGUCUCAACACAUCCACGGGAACAAUAGAUGACAUGAGUAAAUUGACAUUAUCAGAAGGCAAUCCCGAAACGCCAGUUGAUGGGGAUGCAGGGAAGCAAGAUAUCUGUUCAUCUGAAGCCUCAUGGGGUGAUUUUGAAUAUGAUGUCAUGGGCCAAAAUAUUGAUGAAGAUAUAAUGAAAGAGCCUGAACACUUUCUCUAUGGUGGUGACCCACCCUUGGAAGAGGAUGCUCUGAAGCAAUCGCUGGCACCUUACACACCUCCCUUUGAUUUGACCUAUCUCACAGAACCUACUCUUGAUGUUGAAACAACAGCGGAAGCUGGGGCUCCAGGGGAUGAGUCUCUGGGGAGCGAAGCAGUGGAGGUAUUACUUUCUGCCCUUCCUGAUGGAAGAAGCGAAGAAAACCACACUGAGACCAAAAACAGACAGCCCGGACGCCAGAUGGUUGUACUGCACAUUCAUGAAGACCCUGAGUCUGUUUCUUUGCCUGUAGAAGUCAACUCCAACAUUGAGUUGUCUCCAACAAACAUUGACUGGGAAGUAGAAACAGAUCAUUCGGAUUCACCAGCAGGUGGAGACAUAGGAACACCAAUUGGUGCCAGAGAGGGAAUAUUAGAGUUGGAAGAAGAAAAAAUAAUUCCUACCAAGGAGCCUGAACAGAUAAAACCAGAAGACAGGGAAGAAACUUACACCGAGAAGAAUGAAGAUCAUCAUGCACUACACAUGGAUUACAUACUUGUAAACCAUGAAGAAAAUUCACUCCCAAAGCCAGAAGCCUGUGAAGCAAGAGAAAGCACAUCUGAAUUAGAAGAAUUUCACAUGGGUUCUGAAGAAACAGAAGCAGGGCUGCCAGGAACUGAGUUAGUAAGCUUCUCAGACACAUGUCAGCCUGCCUCCUUAAAUGAAAGAAAAGAUCACUUUGCAGAGAGAAUGUCUUCCAAAGAUGAUAAGAGAUCAUCUCUUGAAAGCCAUGGGCAAGACCAGAGUUGGAUGGUCUUGGGCCACAGUGAAGGUGGGGCUCCAUCAUUGGAAGCCAAGGACUCAGGGCCUGGAUCAUCUGGAAAGGCUCUGGAGCCAGCCUCUGAUCACGACUUGGGCAAAGUUCCCCAAAUGCAAGUUCUGGGAGAAAUGAAGCCUCUAGAAUCUUUAGCACGGGAGGAAGCCUCUGGUCUGGGCAGCCAAUCACAGAGGAGCAAGAGCCAAGGCAGGGCUGGCCCAGAUACAGCUAUGUUGCAGGCUGUCACCCAUGACAAUGAAUGGGAAAUGCUUUCGCCACAGCCUUCUCAGAAAAACGUGAUCCCUGAAAUGGAAAUGGAGGAGGAGACGGAGUUUCUUGAGUCCAGAAUGAGGAAACCAAGAGCAAACGGACUCCUGUCAGAGGAUGUAGGAAUGGACAUCCCCAUUGAGGAGGGAAUGCUGAGUCCCGGUGCUGCAGACAUGAGGCCCGAACCUCCUAAUUCUCUGGAUCUUAAUGGCGCUCAUCCUCAGAGAAUCAAGCUCACAGCCCCAAAUAUCAAUCUUUCUCUGGACCAAAGCGAAGGAUCUGUUCUCUCUGAUGAUAACCUGGACAGUCCAGAUGAGAUUGAUAUCAAUGUGGAUGAACUCGAUACCCCUGAUGAAGCAGAUUCUUUUGAGUACACUGGGCAUGAGGAUCCCACAGCCAACAAAGAUUCUGGCCAAGAGUCAGAGUCUAUUCCAGAAUAUACAGCAGAAGAGGAGAGGGAGGACAACCGGUUGUGGAGGACAGUGGUGAUUGGAGAGCAAGAGCAGCGGAUCGACAUGAAGGUCAUCGAGCCCUACAGGAGAGUCAUUUCUCAUGGAGGAGACUCAGGAUACUAUGGGGACGGCCUAAAUGCCAUCAUUGUGUUUGCCGCCUGUUUUCUGCCAGACAGCAGUCGGGCGGAUUACCACUAUGUCAUGGAAAAUCUUUUCCUAUACGUAAUAAGUACUUUAGAGCUGAUGGUUGCUGAAGACUAUAUGAUUGUAUACUUGAAUGGUGCCACCCCAAGACGGAAGAUGCCAGGCCUGGGCUGGAUGAAGAAAUGCUACCAGAUGAUUGACAGACGACUGCGGAAGAAUUUGAAGUCAUUCAUCAUUGUUCACCCAUCUUGGUUCAUCAGAACAAUCCUUGCAGUAACACGACCUUUUAUAAGUUCAAAAUUCAGCAGUAAAAUUAAAUAUGUCAGUAGCUUAUCAGAACUCAGUGGGCUGAUCCCAAUGGAUUGCAUCCAUAUUCCAGAGAGCAUCAUCAAGUACGAUGAAGAGAGAUCUUAUAAGAGGAGUGUGAGACUGGAUGAAGAACUGAGGGAAGCAUCCGAAGCAGCUAAAACUAGCUGCCUUUACAAUGAUCCAGAAAUGUCUUCUAUGGAGAAGGAUAUUGACCUGAAGCUGAAAGAAAAGUCAUAGGUGGCCGUGGCUGGAAGAAGAGGAUGCUUUUCUGCUUCGUGGUUCUGUUGAAACAUGUCUACCUGGAAGAGACAGAGCUGAUGGUCCUUUUUUCCGCUUUGCACUACCUGGUGCCAAUCUAAAUUUCUAAGGGGAAAAUCAGUAAGAGAAUUUGUUUGCUCUUAACAUGUUUUAUGAAAUUGUGUGUAUUUUCCUAUUUUGCCAAUUAUGUGCCUCAAAGAUUUUAGUUGAAACUUAGCAGGAAAGUAGUCCCCUCCCUUUCGAUAUUUUGUUAACCCUUGGUGCAGUGGUAUUUCAUCUCUUAGACUGGUACACACCAAUGAGAUACCUUCAAUCCACUGUUAAUUGGGAGUGGAUUUGUUUCCAUAGAUUAGCUGGAUUUCUCCUUGGUGAUCGUUUUAGGUUUAAAGUACACAGGGCUCAACUCUCCCUGGGAGAGAUGUCCCCAUGUAACUCCACCUUUAAAAUUCUAAGCUUGCUUAACACAGCCGUAAACCAGUAAACCAGACACGUGUGUGAAACCAACAUCAAGUGAGUGCCCACUUGGUCCUUGUCCACGUGAAUCGUCUAACUUCUCAAAGGGAAGUCAGGCUUUGUAAUUCACAUCAGCUUUAUUUUAACUAUCAAAUUGGGCAUCAUGUUUUCAGUGAAUUGGUCUUUUAAAAAAUUGUUUUUCCAAUGAAUGUCGAAGACCUCCACCUUGAGAAACUUGAGGAUCAAUGUUUGCAUUUUUGAUAGCUGUCUGUGCUUCAGGCCGUAAACUUAGGGCAAGAUGUUAUGCUUUACAGGCUAAGGACUCAAGUGUAAGGUGGCGCACUUAGAAAUUCAUUAUUGGGUAACAUUCAGUUAUCUGAAUGGCUCUCUCACAUGUAUUAUAAAAAGGAAUCUGCUUUAAAACAUUCUAAUCUGAUCACAGUUUUAAAUUGAAUGAUUAUAUAUUAUCAUUUACAAAAUAUUCCUUCAUAAUCUUCAUAUCCCUUUAAAAUACCAAUGUGAUUUCGAAUCUGUGGGCUUCUAGCAGUGGGAUCGGCAAACUAUAGCCAAAUCUAGCAUACCACCUGUUUUCCUGUGGCCCGCAAGUUAAGAAUAGUUUCCACACUUUGAGUUGAAAAAAAAAGUUUGAAAAUACUCCAUGACACAUGGAAAUUAUUCAAAUUUCAGUUUCCACAAAUAAAGUUAUAUUGUGUUUUAUUGAAA